Messenger RNA from Corapipo altera (White-ruffed manakin), 2002 nucleotides. RefSeq names its product vesicle trafficking 1 (gene VTA1). Gene Ontology annotation, biological process: late endosome to vacuole transport via multivesicular body sorting pathway. Lineage: Eukaryota; Metazoa; Chordata; Aves; Passeriformes; Pipridae. Gene Ontology annotation, cellular component: multivesicular body. The record is from RefSeq and is a predicted model, not a curated record. Bases 203 to 1003 code for a protein of 266 amino acids. The transcript has 8 exons.
UUAAAGGUUCUUCGCAGGCGGGGGCGUAUGCCCGCAGCCCGAGUGCAUGCUCGGACACACCUGUGUGAACUCCAGUGUUCCGUCAGUGUUGGGAUAGCCGUAAUAAUUAUGGUAUAAAAUAAUACUCGAGAGCCUUUUCGAAGUUUUUCUCCUCCUGAAAAGACCUCCUUUCUGUCCUGUGUAUCUGAGCCGUUUGUAUGCAAUGCAAACAGGGAUGAAGAUUGAUAGUAAAACCCCAGAAUGCCGAAAAUUUUUAUCCAAGCUUAUGGAUCAGUUGGAAGCUAUGAAAAAGCAAUUUGGUGAUAAUGAAGCAAUUACUCAGGAAAUUGUUGGUUCUGCUCAUGUGGAGAAUUAUGCUUUGAAAAUGUUUUUAUACGCAGACAAUGAAGACAGAGCUGGACAAUUUCAUAAAAACAUGAUAAAAUCCUUUUAUACUGCAAGUCUCCUGAUAGAUGUUCUGACAGUAUUUGGGGAGCUCUCUGAAGAGAAUGCACAGCACAGGAAGUACGCCAGGUGGAAGGCAGCAUACAUCCAUAACUGCUUAAAGAAUGGAGAGACUCCUCAGCCUGGCCCCAUUGGAAUGGAAGGAGAGAGUUUUGCAGAUGUUGAAAAGGAAGAAGCGGGGUCAUCUUCUGUCCAUAGUGGAACAACUCAACCAGCAUCAUCAUCUACAUAUGAAGCUAACAACACACCAACUAGUAAUUACACUGGCAUACAUAUACCACCAGGUGCCCAUGCACCAGCCAACACUCCAGCUGAAGUACCUCAUAACACAGGAGUGACAAGUAACACCAUUCAACCUGCUCCUCAGAAUAUUCCUCUAGUCGAUCCUUCCCUUUACAGUGCUCAGUCUGGAGGAGAAGUCCGCUUGACUCCAGAGGACUUUGCCAGAGCUCAAAAGUAUUGCAAAUAUGCUGGCAGUGCUUUGCAAUAUGAAGAUGUGAGCACUGCUGUGCAGAAUCUACAGAAGGCCCUCAAGUUACUAAUUACAGGCAGAGAAUGAAGCCUUUAUUCAACAGAUUCGUCUUUUGCCUAAAAAACUAACAUCUUAUUACUGUACCUGUUAGGGUAGGGGAGUUACUCAGAAAUUCUCAAUUCCAUCACCCAGGACAAUGAAACCCCUUUUCAUUGUCAGAUUAGCAAUUAAAGGUACAGUAGGAAUCUCUGUUUUCAUCUUACAGACAGUGGAGCUAGAAACAUGAAUGCAGUGGCUUGUUGUAAGCAAAAUACUGAAGAAAGUACUACGAACACCGUGCAAAAGUUAGAAUACUUGCAGUAUUUAGAUUAUCAGAAUGGGAAAAUGCUGACUGUAAAAGACUUGAGAAUUAGGAUGUUCUGUUAAAAUUCUUACUCUUAUUUUAUUAUUCCAAACAAUUAUUUAAUAAGUAUAAUAGCUUUAAAAUGGUAACUAAGAUUAGUGCUUUCCUCCUAAAAUGAGAGAAUGUGAGAAGGCUGACAGAUCCACAGUAGGAAGAACUUUAUUCUGUAUAUGAAUUAUUUCGGUAUUUGUAUUACCUGAGACAUAAGUCAAGGUUGAGGGAGACUUGAGGACCUUUGCGUCUCAUUUUAAAAUGUACUGGAAAAAACAUCUCUUGUUACUUCAGAAAGAGUAAUUUUGAUGGUGUUCCAACCUAAUCCCCUAUAGCUGCAUGGAUUGCAACAUGUAUUCUUCAUUAUUGGUUCUUGCUCCUUCUGUGUGAACACUUUACAAUUUUGUAUAUGUAAGGGAAAUUAAGGGAAAGUACUAAUAUUUAUCAGCAGUGAUCCUGAAACUGGAGGCAGAGAUUCUAAACAUGAACUUUUAGGGAGAUUUACUUCAUAACUGUUCCAUCUUUUUAAGAGGCUGAAAAAAAAGCUUGUUCUUCAGCCAAUAAAGCAGUAUAGGUUUGUCUCUGGUCUUAGUGUCAUAGAGUUUCGUAUUUUCAACUAAUAUUUUUCCUGUCUGCUUUGUUGUGGAGACUUUUUGGACUUGGGAUUUAAUUAAAAUAUCUUGGAAACUGGA